This is a messenger RNA of Solenopsis invicta (red fire ant), 14919 nucleotides long. It is a transcript of the gene trx, whose product is annotated as histone-lysine N-methyltransferase trithorax. The coding region runs from base 177 to 10454 and encodes 3425 amino acids. Gene Ontology annotation, molecular function: sequence-specific DNA binding; protein binding; histone H3K4 methyltransferase activity. The transcript has 10 exons. Gene Ontology annotation, cellular component: histone methyltransferase complex; nucleus. The record is from RefSeq and is a predicted model, not a curated record. NCBI's taxonomy places the organism in Eukaryota, Metazoa, Arthropoda, Insecta, Hymenoptera, Formicidae. Gene Ontology annotation, biological process: positive regulation of DNA-templated transcription.
CGUUUACUCACUGUGUGUGUGCGCGCGCGCGUAUAUCGGACGGAGAGCGUACGUCGGUGUUAAUAGUGUAUAUGCGAGAGAGUCGGUGCGCCUCUCGGCCGUGGGCACAAAUCGCGAGUAAAAUGGAAGCGGAAUUUCGCUGCGAGGUUGAGGUCCGUCGUUGAAAACAGGUGAACAUGGGAAGGUCCAAGUUUCCCGGGAAGCCGCCGAAGACGGCCACCAGGAAACGGAUCAAGGUGCUGGGCCAGCCUGAGGCAACGCAGAAUGAUCCGGUAACUGUCGCCGAGAACAUCUACUACGGACUUUCCCUGUUCAACGAAACAUUCGGCGACAACGAGAAGGAACAUCCACCAUUCCACGGAUUUAGCACUAAAGAGGCUAAUCUUUCUGCAUCUUAUAUAAAAACACAGCAACACGAUGCAGAGAAGACCAGCGAUAAAUUGCCAUGUGUCACAGUCGAAAAUCUUGCACCACAAUCCAGCACGAAGAAGGACAUUACUGUUAUUAAAAAUUCUCCUACAAACAUCGAAAAUAGCACAGAGAAGUUUACCGAGGCAAAUCCAAAACCAGUCAAAAAUAUUACAAUACCAGUUACAAAUCAGAAUACUAAACAUAUUCCAAAGAUUCACAGAGCUAAAAAUCGUAAGAAUUGUAAAAACAUUAAAUUUUCGAAUUAUUUGAAAAACCCAGUGCUAAAAUCAGUGAACAACAUCUUGGAUCAGCAUCAAAGAACCAGACAAUUGCGUAACAGUACUGCAAAAAGAUUGCUUCAAAGGGCAAAAUCUAAUGGAAGUAAUACACGUAAUUUGGUGGUGCAAUCUGGAGAGAAGCCUAGCACAGUGAGAAAAUUUGUUUUGCCCGUUCGUAGUGUGCAUUCGUCGAGGGUUAUAAAACCAAACAAAAGGUUUAUCGAGGAAUUGGAAGAAAUUUCUGGUACGGAGCAUAGCGAGAAUGAAAUUGGUACACAUGUCAAAAAGACUAAAUUAAAUUCAGAUAAGCUUAGCAACUUGGAAUCAAAAUUAAAAGAGGAUGCAGGUAAUAGGUCGUGUACAAAAUUUAAAGAUAAAGAUACGAGAAACAAGCCAAAAAGAAUGAUUCAGAAUGUAGACUCCAAUGUCGAGAUUAUAACUCAACCAAUAAAAAAUAUGGAAAAAUCAGCGAAUUCUGUACAAAACGCACAAAUAUCAAAACUCACUCCUAGAGAAGUAAAGAAAUCUCAUAUUAUAUCGUGUAAAAAUAAACUAUCAAACAGCACAUUCGACAACUCUAAUAAUAAUCAAGAAUGCUCACAAAAUUUGAGCAGGACGGCACAAACUGUGAAAUCAACUAUUCUCAGAAAUCAGAAACAGAUUUCUAUUCCUACAAAAGUUCUUCCCGAUUCCAAUGUUCCACACUUCGAGUCUUCCAGAGUUCAGACAAGAUCAGGAACUCAAAAUGAAAUAGCGAGCGAUUUAAAUAAUCAGGCGAGCUUUGAGAGUGGUGCAGGAUUAACGGAAAGUGGCUGUGCAGAAACCGAGGAUCAAGCACCUGAAAAUGGUAAUAAGACUGUGGUUAGUACAUUGAACAAUUUUGAGACGGAAAACAAUUUAUCUGAAAGCGAAAGCGAGCACAGUAAUCACUCGGAAAAUGAGCAAUCCGAAUUUAGUGGAAUGAAACUCAAUGGUGGGAAAGUUAUAUUAAGGAAAGCAAGAUUAAAAUUGGAUAACAAGUGUUUAGCUGGAACAGAAGGACCAUUUUCAACGACUAGCACCAGUAAUGCUAUGGGAGGAAGCACUAUAGGAUUAACAGGAACUAUAAAAUGCGGUGUUUGUGGCGCAGUGAGAUUUUAUCGAUUCGUGAAACAGGCUCGCAAAUUUGGCAUUCACAGUUGCGAAUCUUGCCGAAAAUUUAUAAGCAAAAUGAUCAAACAUCAAGCUUGCGCUAAAUCUUCAAACAAUGUUCUUCCUAUUCUCCAGUGUCAUAAAGGCGACGGUCUGUGUUUAGUUCCGCCCGUUGUAAGAAGUCAACAAUGGAAUCUCAUGAGAUGCGUUUAUAGAGCCAGAUGCCCGGCGUGUUGGUUGAAAAUGUGUUUGAAAUGCUACAACAUUCCACCCGCCUUGAGGACAGGUUUAAACGCGUUGUUACCACCAUUAAUGAGAGACCCUUUAAGUAUUUCUCUGCCCCUCGGUCAAGAUGAGGAUGGACAGGGACAAAAGUUGGGCUCGUCUAAACUCAGUUGGCCCGCAGAAGAUAGUUCGGAAAGAAAUUUGUUUAAGUCUGCCAUGAGUUGGAAAAAUUUUGAAAUGGGUCAGAAGACAAGUUAUCAGGGUACGGGAGGCUUUCUCUACACAAAAAUAGACAAAUUCGAUUCUUCGAUGAGUAUAUCGCCUAACAAAAAACGGAGGAAAAAUAACAGGAUUAAAGUGAGAAAGAAAAUUAAUAAAAGUCCAGUGUUAAUCUCUUCUACCGAUAAUCAACAUUCGCAGCCUCUCAGACAAAGGCUUGAGUUGAAAGGGCCAAGAGUUAAGCACGUUUGUCGAAGUGCCAGUGUCGCGCUUGGGCAGCCGAUUGCAACUUUUCCUACUGCAGACGCGAAAGAAGACAACGAACAUGGCAAAAACAUUCCAAAGACGGUGAAAGAAACUGAGAGAGCAGAGAAGAGGGACGAUGUUACGAAAGAGAAAGAAAUGCAGAAGCAUAAUGAAGAUAAUAAUUUAAAUCUUAGCGUUAACAUGACACAACAGUCUCAUUCGAGAAGAGGAAAACCGCAACAGGGUGUGUCAACGUCGCAUUUUCCAGUGGUGUCUAAGGUAGCUAUGGAUACUGCAUAUACAGUUUCCAUAGAUUUCUGGGAGCAAUACGAUCCUUCUGAAGUUGGAGCGAAGGGUUUUGCUCUUAUUGGUUCUGAGUUAUUUUACAUACCUGCUAUUUGCUAUUUGUGCGGAAGCGCUGGUAAAGAGCCGCUGAUCCACUGUCAAUGCUGUUGCGAGCCAUACCAUGCCUUCUGUUUGGAACCCAGUGAAUGGAAUGCUUGUGCACAGCCAAACUGGUGUUGUCCUCGGUGUACGAUAUGUCAGUCCUGCCAUCUCAGAUCCGGUCCGAAAUUAUCCUGCAUUCGUUGUCGACAGUCGUUUCAUCAUUCAUGUUUGUCAAAGUCCGGUAUUAGCUCCAGAUUGUACAGUCCCGAUCGACCCUAUGUUUGUCAAAGUUGUAUUAGAUGUAAAAGCUGCGGUAGCGAGGGCGUUAAUGUUCACGUUGGUAAUUUACCUCUCUGCUCUAUGUGCUUUAAGUUAAGGCAACAAGGCAACUAUUGUCCUUUGUGUCAGAGGUGUUUGUGUCAGAGGUGUUACAACGAAAAUGAUUUCGACACGAAGAUGAUGGAAUGUAGCGAGUGUUCCUGCUGGGUACAUGCCCGUUGUGAAGGCCUUUCCGAUGAGCGUUACCAGAUACUUAGUUACCUGCCCGAUUCGAUUGAAUUCACAUGCAGUCAGUGCUCUUCCAAUUCGAAUUCCUCUAUCUGGAGAAAUGCCAUAGAAGCGGAACUGAAGGCGGGUUUCAUCUCCGUAAUUAAAUCUCUGAGUAAAAACCGCAAGAUUUGUACGGCUCUCAAGUGGAGUCCCAGGAAGGAGUGUCUCUGCAGGCCACUUGCAAGCGUGAGGAAACUCGAGUUUCCCGAGGACAAGAACGAAACGAACAGUACGAAAGAGAAUGAGGAAUUAGAAGAGUACAAUGGUGAUAAGUCUGUGGAUACCGACUCGAAUUCGGGUGUCAAUUACAGGGAUGGUAUAAAUAAGCCAGAUUUAGAAGAACAUUUAACCGAUGGUACCGGUAAGAAAGGUCUGCGACGACUACGACAAAAAUUUCAUCUAAGAGAAUGCUCGGUUAGAGUGAAGAACUGUGUUCCGAAAGACUCUCAAGACAACGAGAGAAAAGACUGGACGAAUCAGGACUCGUUAGUUUCUUCGAAUGACGUCACGGAAUGUAACUGUUCCGAACAACAAAUUAUCGUGAGGCCUUCGCCUACUUUAAUGUCUGUGAAGCGUAAGGUGAAUGGUAACGAGUACAAAUCGUUAUCGCAAUUUCAUUGUGAUAUGGAGCACGUAAUCAAUCGUGUCGGUUCGACGAAUCUAUUAGAAACGUAUCACGAUAUUUUGCAAGAGGUCUUUCCAUGGUUUAUUCCGAAGGAUUUCAAGAAUAGCGACGAUAACGACGAAAUAUUAACGCCUACUAAAGAUGUUGGUAAAGACACCACUCUAACGACAAAGUUUGAUGAUUCUAUCUUGGAAGCGUGGAAAGAGGAGGUGAUGAAAGCGCCAAAAGCAAUUGCAGCGAAAACGGCGAAUCUGUACAAUAUUCACGUCGAGGACAGCAGAUCGUGUUGUUUAUGCAAGGGCUUGGGCGAUGGGCAUGAGACAAAAGAGGGCAGGUUGCUGUAUUGUGGACAGAACGAAUGGGUACACGCGAAUUGUGCGUUAUGGUCAAACGAGGUGUUUGAGGAAAUCGACGGUUCACUACAGAAUGUUCACAGUGCCAUUUCAAGAGGUCGUUUAAUCCGCUGCUCCGAAUGUGGCAAGAAGGGUGCGAGCAUUGGAUGUUGCGCGAAAAACUGCAGCAAUACCUUUCACUUUCCAUGCGCGAGGAAUGUUGGGCUUGCUUUCAAUGAUGACAAAACGGUAUUUUGUGUCUCUCAUUCCGACAGUCACGCCUGUAAAUCUCUGCAAAAUGAGAACGAAUUCAGUUUGAAGCGACCAGUAUACGUGGAGUUGGAUCGUAAGAAAAAGAAGUUUGCCGAACCCAACAAAGUCAAGCUGAUGAUAGGCUCUUUAAUGGUUGAUUGUCUUGGUACCAUCAUUCCGGAAUUCUCUGAUACUGCUGAGAAAAUAAUACCAUGCGAUUACAAAUGCUCUAGAUUCUACUGGUCCACAGUGAAUCCUUACAAGAUCGUGAGAUAUUACAUUAGGACUUAUGUGCAGGUAUAUAUGCCAGAUAUUUCAUCUGACAUGGAGAAUAAUAUCACUAUCGAUCACAGCAAGGAGGAGGAAAAGGAAGAAGUGCCGACAGAUGCUCAGAGAAUCGACUAUUUGGCCGUUAAACAGACCUUAGAUACGCUCAUCGAUAUGGUGUGUAACAAAGAGGUCGAUGAGAAUUUAGUGGAGCAGAAUAACACAGAUCUUUUACCGCCAGAACUAAAGGAAGCUAUAUUUGAAGAUUUGCCACAUGACCUGUUAGAUGGAAUCUCAAUGCAAGACAUUUUUCCAAAGAUGUCGUACGAAGAUUUUUUAACCAUGGAUUUAAAGAAUGAUAGUUCUUUUAGUACGGAUUUGUUUAAAGAUGAUAUGUUGUCGUCGGAAGUCGAAGACGUGAUAAAACCGUCGGAAAAUAAGAUCUCCAAAAUGGAUUCAUCUCUGCUGGAACUGGGAACGCAUAAUGAUCUCUGGGUGCGAUUGGACACAAAGACCGCGGUGCAGGAUCUCAUGGAUGACUUAUUUAAUUCGAAGAAUCAGAAACGCGGCGGCAGGGAACUGAAAAGAUCCAAAUCCGAAGUGAUGUCAAAUAAUCCGCUGAUUGUCGGCGGUCAAAGGCAUCAUCAACGCUCCUGUAGCCUUACCUGGAGUUGCAAAUUAGAUAACACUUAUGGUUCUAAUAUAAAGAGGCGGAAAUUGCCCCGAAAUCCAUCGAGCACAAAGUCCAGUGAGACCGGUCUCAUUGUUCUUGAUACUCAAAACGAACGCACGUCGAUGUUUCAUGAAUUGAGAAUCCCAGAGAUUAUGGUUACCGUAGGAAGAGGGAACACGUCUAAUAUACUAUCCGAUUCUGUGCGCGAAUUCAAGUACUGCAUUGAGGAUUCCGCGGGACUGAAUCGCCGCGCGUUACCAGCCAGGGACGAUGCGAAAGAGCAUAAGAGGCUGUUCUGGCAUCCGAGACAGCAGCAACCGCGAAUAGUGCAAGUUGACGGGUCGGCUGACGCUAAUAGCGCCAGUGAGUGCAGUUCACCAGAGUACAACGCCGAGGAGAAAAAUUCGAGCCUUCAAACGUCCAAAUCAUUAUCGAUCCCUCAAUUGGACGGGAUUAACGACGAACAUUCUUGUGACACUAGCGAGCCGAGCAUGGAGAAGGAACUUGGCUCGUACGCGCGGCCUUCGAAUCUUUUGCAUUCAAAGUGUAUCUUUGAUUUUAUCAGAUCGCAUGUAUCCAGUAACUGUGACAAGUCGCAGAAGAUGAAAAAUGGUAGUGGUAAUUCCAUAGCUUCACCAAUCGCCAGAUGCACUUUACACAAGACGGGAGUCUUGUUCAAAGAGAAGAAUCUCAAGAUGAAUUUGCAGAUCCCGCAGGUGGAUGGUGCAGGUGAUAUCUCGAGCGACGAUGAGUGCGUUUCAUCAGAACAUUUAAUGACACAUGAAAGACUGAUUCAUACUUCGUACGAGUCGUCAUUCGAACACAUUGAUGUCACUUGUAAGAGGUGUCGCAGUACGUACCGCACUGAGGAGAGCUACAAUCGUCACUUAGCUAACUGCGAUACUAUGAUUACCAGCGAUAGCGAUUCGGAGACCAUGGACAACAAAUUGACAUCGCCAGAGUCAGGAUUUUCGCCACAUAUGCGUUCAGGAUCUCCGCAGUUCAUUACACUUUCGCCGUCCGAAGGCCACACCCUGACGACUGAUUACACGGAUAUCCAGGCAACUUCACCCAUCGAGGCAUCCGUAGCGUCACCUCACCCAAGUAUCCAGAUUGAACCAAUCGCCCAGGCGAUCAUCACGCCGCAGAUCCAUGCGACACACGCUACCGUCGAGACUGUACACCAGACAGUAUUAACGUCCAACGAUGUGAUUGUACAGACUCAGUACACCCGCAGGACCACCACCUUGCCGAACCCAACAGUAUUACCUCCUCAGGAAAGUACGGUGCAGAUAACAGAGAUUACAGAUUCGCCGUCCGUCUCCAGCGAUUCUAACGUUACUGCGCAUAACAUGGUGAACACGCCAAUGAAUUCGCCGGACAGCACGAGUUCGCAGACCGUCCCAAGCCCGGAAAUAUCGCCCAAUUUCUCGUCCACGGGUGUACCAAACGCGCACGAAUCUGCGCAGAUGAACGCACAGAUCUCCCGAGUCUCAUCCAAGUCGAAGAAUUUACGGGUGGCCAAACCUAAGACCAAGAGCGUCAAGUCACAACAACAUAUUCUGAAAAACGUAAUGCAAACGCCGCACAAUGCCACGCACAAUACCAGAUUCCAACAGACGGCGAUGACGAACGGUCCACCAGUAAUCCAGUUACAUCAGACCACCCAGAGACCACCACCUACGGUGAUCCUUCAGCAAGUAGCAUCGCCAGGCAUUGUAUCUGCUUACGUGGAGGCACUACAGCAGCAAUCCGGCCAAAAUUUACAAUAUAUCACGACGAUAGGCGGGCAGCAUGAGACCGGCUUCAAGCCGCAGCUGAUCGCCGCGAAUCCCUUGAUGCCGGGCACAUACAUACAGACACCGUCCCCCGACAAUCUAUUAACGUUACAGAAUGGUGGUAUAUCCAUAUUACCGAGCGUACAGAUCGCGCAAGCGCAGCCUACAGUAUUGGGCACUAUCAUACAGCAACAACCCAGUGCGAUCCAAUGUGGCGUCAUAUCAUCGGAACAGUUGCUGUUGAGCUCCACGCCUACCCUAGAAAUGUUCACCGAUCCAACUGGCGGUAUGUUCGUGUCAAAUCAACCGAUGUAUUACGGCCUGGAGACGAUUGUCAGCAACACUGUAAUGUCGUCAAGCCAGUUCAUGGCGGGUACCGUUCCCCAAGUGUUGGCCAGCAGCUAUCAGACAACCACACAGGUGUUUCAAGCGUCUAAGUUGAUGGAGCCCAUCGUUGAUGUACAGGCUGUACCGGGUGUACCUACUGUAACGGCUAUGCAGAAUGUAUCUAAUAUGCCGAACAUGUCUGGGGUACCCAACAUAGCCGGCGUGCCUAAUAUAGCGAGUGUACAGAGUGUAGGUGGCAUGUCCAACGUGCCUGGAGUGCCUUAUGUUGUGGUGAAUCAAUCGGCACCACCGCUGCCACCAACAGCUGCUCCGGCACCGCCACCAACACCAGCAUUGGCGUCAGCGUCGAUGCCAGCACCUGCAUUAGCAUCAGCGUCGAUGCAUGCACCAGCAUUAGCAUCGGCGUCGAUGUCAGCAUCAGCUUUAGCAUCGGCGUCGAUGCCAGCACCAGCAUUGGCAUCGGUAUCGAUGCCAGUACCAACAUCAAUAUCAGCACCAACGCUAAUGGAACCAAUCGCCACACCAACGCAGAUCAACAUUUCUGCCAUGUCCCAAGAACAAGUUUACGGUAGCGUCGCGUGUAAUGCCGUGUCACCGAUACCGUGUCAGAAUACGACUAUGGAACAUCCAAUGAUGUCGAUUCAGAUGGCAGACAUAUGCUCGUCAAACGCGACAACGGCGAGCGUGGUGACGCCAACGAGGCUAUCACCGCCGGCACCACCCCCGCCGCCGCCGCCAGCACUACCACCGCAACCACCUCCGCCCCCGCCACCUCAUGCGAUACCGACGAUACCUCGCGUUGCUGUGAGACCCAGUCCGGUUACGCAUUCGGUUCAGGCGAAUCACGGAGCCGCCUGGAAGGUGACCGAGCCAUUGUUUGGCUCAGAGCAACCGAUGAGCAAUAGCGUGCGGCCAUAUUUCGACUCGAAGCACGUAUCGGAGAACACUAGCAUGAUCAAGUCUAGCAUAUCAUCAUCCAAGAUACCGCCUCUAUCGAAUCAUUAUGUCACGCAAAGGAAUCUAGGAGUUGUAAAUAAUAAGUCGAACCAUGAUGUAAAUAAUAUACAAAAGAGCUACAGCGGCAGUACCGCAUUAAAUUCCAAUUCGGCGAACACAAGCGUUAACAGUAAUAGCCUGAUUGUCGUCUCCAAUUCCAAUUCCGUGCAGAACAAAAUCACGAUGCCCACGAGUAAUAUGCCGACUAGUAGACCGAUGAACAGGGUGCUGCCGAUGCAGGCGGUGACGCUCAAGCAGGAUCCGGUAAAGAAAGACGAUUUGGUGAUUGAAGAACCAACAAAGCCAGUAAUCAAGCCAGCCGAACCGGAAAUUGUGGAAUCGAAAAAAGAAAUCACUGAGCAAAUCGUACAGAUAAAAAAACCUGAAACCACGCUCAACAAUAUCAGUGAUAAUAUUAAGCUGAAUACAGAGACCAUAGAAAAGGUAAAGGAGAAUCUUAAACUGGAACUUGAUAAGGAAAAGCUGCAGAACACGUCGUUGAAGAUAGUUUUGCAGAAGCAGCUACAGGAUGGGUCUUACAAGAUCACGCGCAACAUGAAGGCGGUCACCCAGACCAAAAAGUCCCCGCAAGUGACAUCUGUAGAGAUUUUGCCGUCGAAGCAAGUGCCUCAGAUUGCGUCGUUACAACUGCUGCCGAUUAAAACGUUCACCCUCAAGGCAAACAAACUUGAAGACAAGAUGAAAUCUGUGGAUUCGAAGAUAAACGUACUCAAAGCGAAAGCGCCGCCUGUAGCUGUCAAGAAACCGAGAAUAAUAACGAAAUCGAUCAGACCGCAGCAAAAUCCGCCGCAAAUGCAGAAAAACUGCUCAAAGGGACCGAUCCUGAUGUACGAAAUAAAGUCACAGGAUGGCUUCACCCACACCGCCUCAUCUAUGUCCGAGGUCUGGGAGACUGUGUACCAGGCAGUGCAGAAUGCACGCAAGGCUCAUAAUCUGCCCCCUUUACCUCACAACCCUUUGUCCGAAAGUCUUGGUUUGGAGAACAAUGCGGCCAUUUACCUGAUCGAACAAUUACCGGGCGUCAAUAGAUGCAGCAAGUAUAAGCCCAAAUUCCAUACUCUGACGCCGCCGAAACCCGAUGAGAUGGAAAAUGAAUUGCCGGCGGCGUGCAUCAAUGGAGCGGCACGAGCGGAGCCCUUCAAGGGUAGGAAAGUCCACGACAUGUUCAGCUGGUUGGCGUCACAGCACAGACCGCAUCCUAACAUAAUUGCUAUAUCGGAAACGGAAUCUAGACGAGCCGCGAGUACCAAUUUGCCUAUGGCAAUGCGCUUUAGAAUACUUAAGGAAACUUCAAAAGCAUCUGUUGGUGUGUAUUAUUCCCGCAUACAUGGUAGAGGACUGUUUUGUUUAAGAGAUAUUGAGCCUGGUGAAAUGGUCAUUGAAUACGCCGGUGAAGUCAUUCGAUCUUCCUUGACUGACAAAAGAGAAAAGUAUUAUGAUAGCAAGAACAUAGGCUGUUACAUGUUUAAAAUUGACGAUCAUCUAGUUGUUGAUGCUACUAUGAAAGGAAAUGCAGCUAGAUUUAUCAAUCAUUCGUGCGAGCCAAACUGCUACUCGCGAGUGGUGGACAUUUUAGGUAAGAAACACAUACUGAUUUUUGCUCUUCGUCGCAUCAUUCAAGGGGAGGAGUUGACGUAUGACUACAAAUUCCCAUUCGAGGAUAUCAAGAUCCCGUGUACUUGCGGUUCUCGCAAAUGUCGCAAAUACCUCAACUGAGACUGCGUAUAUACAGCUUAUCCUAAGCAGCCGACCGAUGACAAAGAAGUAAAUUAUGUGCUAUAAUUGCGCGCGCGCUUUCGAAUAGGAUUCGUUUUAUUGAAUGUUAUUCAUUUUACUCAUCAUCAAACUAUUUUCAGAGAUUGCAGCUUUUUAUUACUAUGAGAACAUAGAUUAUACAUUUUAAAUAUUAGAAGGCCAGACGUAAUACGCGAAGCACGGCGAUUACGAUGAUGUUACUUUAGACAGCUACGUUCCUGUAGUUGAUUUAACGGGGGGCGGGGGAAGGAGGUAUAUGUGCACGUAUACCUAUAGCAAUAAACCAUUCGAGUAUGUCCCGCUUUCGUAUCCGACAAAGUCGUGCGUUUUACUAAUGCGCUUCAGACUUUUGAAAGUGUUACUUUAUUCACGCCUGUGCUUUCUCGCACGACUUUUAGACUCUACCCAUUAUCUACUAUUGAGGCUUAAGUGUACAAGUUAUCUUACACUUUACACUAAAUGCGAGUGCUCCUUAGUUUGCAUAAUUCCUAUGAAUCUUUCAUAGAUAUCUCUCGAUGCUUUGAUCGGGUUUGAAAACAAACUCUUCCUCUUAGAUGUACGCAUCAUAAGGAUGAAAAUGGAAAAUCGGUACAAGUACUAUGAGAAAGCAGCGGGUUUUCGCCGAUAAUCGCAGCUUUCAAGAAAUCACUUAUGUUUCUUUCGAGUGUCCCAAGAUAAAAUUAAUAUAAGCGUCAUGUACAAAUGAUCUUAUGAAGCGUAUGAACCUAAAACACGCGAUAAGUGUAUAUUUAAAUUUGUGUAAAUUUUAAAUUUAGUGUACAGUGUAUGACUAACUUUGUGACAUUUCAUGUCUGCUGUAGGGCCAGAUUUCAAAUGUUUUUGUAAAAUAUGUAAUUGUUAGACUAGAUAUAUCGUCUUUGAUGUAAGUACAGCAAACCAGUUUUAAGUUAGGAAUGUAGGCAUUAAGGAGAGAGAUAGAGAAUGGCAAGCAAGAACAGUCUCCUGUAGCAGGAUAUUGUUCGAAGGUGUACCUACUUUGGCAGACAUUGAUACAAGUUUGUUUUAUUAUUUACGUGGCAUCAUUGACGAGAGAAUUUGUUUUCGAAAUCACUUAUUCGUAUUCGUGAAAAUGAAUAAUGCAAGUUCAACAUGAUUUUUUUGUAUAUUUUUUUUAGAUAUCGCGUAUAUAUUUGUGCUUCCAUCUUGCCAAAAUCAUAUUCACAUCAAGUUUAUUAUCCGAAUUUUAUUGUCUGAAUGAUACGUGAGAUUUAUUUGACGAAUAUUUCAUAAAAAUGCUAAUGAUUUAAUAAUUCUUUUAAAAGAGUUUCUAUUGAAAAAUUAUUUGUUCGUUCAAAUCGACGAAGAUUUAUGCAUUGUUUGAGAUAAACGUCUCCGGACACAUUCCCGGUGAACGUUUGUGAUAUUUUCCCAUAAUGGGAAAUAUAUUAGAAAUGCUUUUAUAGGAAUAUAUAUUUUACAUUUUACGGAUAUAUAUACAUAUAUAUCAUGUAUUCCGUACCAAUAUCCUUCUGUGAAGUCCAGUUUUGCCUUACUUUUACAUGUACCUACGCUUUUACCCGGUGAUAGAUUUAGAUAUAUAUUUACGCAAAUGAUAUUUUAUAUUUGGAACUAACACAUAAUCGCAACGGCGUGGCACGGCGCCCUCCGAUACAACUACGACAAUGUAUUUUAGCGCAAUUAAUCAAUUUCUGCCGAGGUGGUAGUCCCUUAAACUUUGGUGCUCCAUGGACACCGUUAAGUGCACUUUUCAUGAAAAAAUGGCCUAGAGUAAGAGAUAGUAAAGUUGCAGUGCGGAAGUGUUUGAUAAUAAUAAGAAAUGCGUUAUACGAAGAAUAUUGAUCGUGAAUUAUUUAAAGAGGUAAUAUAAAGAGGUGAAAUGAUGGCAGGUGCACAUUAUUUGAGCACGCAAAUAAUGUCAGACGUGCUGCGAUUUUAAUCGGCCUGGUUUGGUACAAAGCGCGUACGCUGAGUUGUAAAAAGUUAUAAAAACGAGGGAAACUUGUUCUGGUCACGUGAAAUUGCCAUUUUUUAGAUAUUUUGUGAAUCUUUUUUUUUAAAUAUUAUAAUUACCGAUAAUUAAUAAUUAUUAUAUUCGAGGAUGAAUAUUGUUAAUAUAAUGAUAAUUAAUUUUAAUCUGUACAUGAAAAAUAAUACGACUAGUAAGGAUGGUAACUUACUUGAAAAUAUAACAAUGUUAGAUAUUUUAUUGAUAUUUAUUGAUUAUGAACGAGACGGUAUUAGGGUUGACGAAAAAAAUACUAACGUAAACUGAACGAUUUAGAACCGGUGCACAUAUAUGGUAGUCGCAUUGAUUGACGCGGAUAUACAAGGAUCAGAUCCUUUCUUUUUUUUCUAACAGGCGAGUAAAUGUGUAUUUUUAAUUCGCUUCCUCAUCGUUACGCUACGGAUGUCAGAAUUAAUUUGGACUUAACAAAAUGUAUACUCUGUAGGCAUGCAUACCAUGUAAUCCGAUUUUUACAUCGCUAUAUAUUAUGAUUAUAGACUUGUAGGCUAUCUAUCAUUGAUUUCAUUGCUACACUCGUGAAUAGACUUAAAUUCUCAAUACAUCGUUUUUUUCUUAUAUUAUUUGUAUCACUGACGACUUCUGUAAAGUACCCACACGAGUACUUCGGCAAAAAAGUAUGGAACAGUUUGAGCGUGUACUUGUAACGGGACAAAGUGUGAGAAGAGAGAAAGAGAGAGAGAGAAAGAAAGAAAGAAAGAAAGAUUUUUACUUGUCUCUUGAUAAUCUUUGCCUGAUUAAUACGGAUGAAUAUCGGGUGCUUUCUGGAACAUACUCUGUGUCUUUUUCAACUCUUUAAACUGCGUGGAAAGGGCGUAUGACCCUCCUUAGUAUUACGCAUACAGCUUUCAUUAUUAUUAUUAUUAUCGCUAUUAAUUAUAAUCUAUACACACAUAAAAAAAGGAGAAAGAGAAAAACAUAAUACAUCACUACUCAAGUCACUCGUAUAUUUGGGCACAUUAAGCACCGUUUGUUUACUACACCCAUCAGCACCUUUCAAAAAUAAUGCUGCGUGUAAAAAAAAACGAAGGACAUCCGAUGAACGGUACGAUGAAUAAACGUGUAGUUUAACAAUAAUUAAAGAAAAAAAAUGAUACUAAUGUAUAGAUGUAAUAAGUAGAUCGUUUCUCUCCGACUUUUACGCAUGUUUUACCUCUCGACAGGCAAACUCGCUUCGAACGGCGAUUCAAACGUAACGUUUAAAAUUACGUGAUUAAUUCGCGGAAACGAUGAGUAUUACCGCGUUCUCGCGACACGACGCGACGCAGUUUCGGCAUAUCGUCACGUUACGUGCGAUCUCUCACAACCGGGAAUUUUGUCUCUCAUUGCACUAUUUAGAUCCUUUCAUUUCGAGAUAUAAGGAUAAGCUGAGAAAAUUAAAAUAUUCUUACGAUUUAAGGAAUUAGAAAAAAGGGGAGAAAAAAAUUGAAAUAUAAAACGCUUCUUAAGACGUGUAUAAAAUUACUAUUCUAACGUUUAAACAGAGUGUAGAAUUUUGAAAUAUUGUACUUGUUUAAAAGAAAAGUGAGAGGAAAGAUAAAUAACAAUUACUGACAAACUCGACGACGGUAUGAAAGGGAAAAAGAAAAAUUGAAAAAAUUGUCUGUGAUUAUCAGUCAUAAUAAUCUUUAGGUCGACAUAUUUUUUAGAGAAUAUUUUUUAGGAAAUUACAAAAUUUAUGAUAUAUCCCUAUUAUUGAUAUGAUAUUGGAUCAGACACGCGCUAUACGCAUAAUAAUAUUAAAAGUGAAUUUGAGGAAAAAAAAAGAAAGAAUGAUGAAUUGUAAAAGUUGCAAACUGUUUAAAUAGAGUUACAAAUAGUUGAGAUUCGAUGGCUGUUGUAAAAUAUUCAGUGUUUGGACAAAUAAUUAUUAAAAAAAACUAUUUAUAACUAAUAUCGAAGUACGGUAAUAUUAUAUCAUAUAUUACAGUAGCGUUUUUAUCCCUUCUUGCGUUUGCAUAUUUAUGACGGACAUAGGUUGUAGAGAGAAAGAGAAUUUUCGGUAAAUGAGGCCCGACCGAGCAAAACUGGUGAUUAAAUGAAUGCGAUUAAUCGAACGAACGAAAAACGGAGUCGAAACGAAUUGGAAGGGUGGAAAGGGGGAGGAACAGGGGGCAUUUGCCACACGUUUUUUGCGUGUAAAUUGUCGUUAUCAAUCCAUCUACUUAUCGUAGAGAACUUAUGAAGUUUAAUCGUAAUAUCUACAUUAACCAGAAAAAGGUACGCGUACCGCAUAGAAAAAAAAAAAACACAUAGCCGCUUUCAUCACAAAAUACAUAAAUAUACAUACACACACGUACAUGCAUAUACACACACGUGAAACGAACAGAUAUGCCCAUGUUUUGUAAUUAAAUGUUUUGUUAGUAUAUAUUAUACCAGAAAAUUAACAAAAUAAAAACACAAGUGGAAAUAUGAGAGAAA